GAUGGCGGUGCCGUACGAGGGUCAGUCUUUCUCUGCUCUGAGGAGGCAGUGCCAGCAUAAAGGAACUCUGUUUGAAGACCCUCUGUUCCCCACCUCCGACCAGUCUCUGUUCUACCAGCGAAAUCAAAUUGGGCGAGUCACCUGGAAAAGGCCAAAUGAGUUGACCAGCGACCCCCAUCUGUUUGUGGAUGGCAUCAGCGCUCAUGACCUGCACCAAGGUCAGCUGGGAAACUGCUGGUUCGUAGCCGCCUGCUCCAGUCUGGCCUCCAGAGAAGCUCUAUGGCAGAAGGUGAUUCCUGACUGGAAGGAUCAGGAGUGGGACAAAGACAAACCGAACUCCUACGCCGGGAUCUUCCACUUCCGCUUCUGGCGGUUUGGAGAGUGGGUGGACGUAGUGAUCGAUGACCGGCUCCCCACGGUGAAUGGACAGCUGGUGUACUGCCACUCCAACGACAGCAAUGAGUUUUGGAGCGCGCUGGUGGAGAAGGCCUACGCCAAGAUGUACGGGUGCUACGAAGCUCUGGAUGGGGGCAACACGGCCGAUGCUCUCGUGGAUUUCACGGGAGGCGUGUCCGAGCCGAUGGAUUUGAUAGAGAACGGGUACAAACAAGACGAAGAGAAGCAGCACGAGCUGUUCGAGAGAGUCCUGAAGGUUCACAACAGAGGAGGCCUCAUCAGCUGCUCGAUCCGGGCGACCACUCAAGCGGACAUGGAGGCCAGGCUGGACUGCGGCCUGGUCAAGGGCCACGCCUACGCCGUGACGGACGUCCGCAAGGUGAGGCUGGGCCACGGCCUGCUGGCCUACUUCAGGUCAGACAAACUCAACAUGAUCCGCAUGAGGAACCCCUGGGGGAAGAGAGAGUGGAACGGGCCGUGGAGCGACAGCUCUGAAGAGUGGCAGAAGGUCAGUAAGAGUGAGCGGGAGAAGAUGGGCGUCACUGUGGAGGACGACGGAGAGUUCUGGAUGACAUUUGAUGACUUCAUCGCCAACUUCACCGACCUCAUCCUGUGCCGUCUCAUCAACACAUCCUACCUGAGUUUACACAAGACCUGGGAGGAGGCGGUGAUGCGGGGCUCCUGGCACCGCCACGAUGACCCGCUGCUCAACCGAGCUGGAGGCUGCACCAACAACAAGCACUCCUUUCUCCAGAACCCGCAGUACGUGUUUGACGUGAAGAAGCCAGAGGAUGAGGUGCUGAUCUGUCUGCAGCAGAAGGACCGCAGGGCCACUCUGAGAGGGGGGCGAGGAGAAAACCUGGCGAUCGGCUUCGACAUACACAAGGUGGAGUUAAACAGGACGUACCGAAUGCACGUGACCCAGCAGAAGGUUGGCGGCAGCAUCUACAUCAACUCGAGGUCUGUCUUCCUGCGCAUCGACCUCAAAGAGGGCCGCUACGUCAUCAUACCCACGACCUUCGACCCCGGCCUGGAGGGAGACUUCCUGCUCCGCGUCUUCACCGAUGUCACCUCAGACUGCAAGGAGCUGACUCUGGACGAGCCCCAGAAGACCUGCUGGUCGGGGAUGUGUGGUUAUCCCUCUCUGGUCACUCAGGUCCACAUACUGCAGGCCGACGGACUCGCUGCACAGGACUCAGACGGAGCGUCGGAUCCUUAUGUGAUCAUUCGCUGCGAAGGACAGAAGGUCUGCUCGCCGGUCUAUAAAAACACGUGCAGUCCCGUCUUCGACACCAAGGGGCUCUUCUACAGGAAGAAAGCCAACCAGCCAAUCGGCAUCGAGAUCUACAACAACAACGUGCUGAAGGACUCCUUCCUGGGUCAGGUGACGCUGCCCGCCGAACAGGGAGAAAUAAAGAAAACGUUCCACCUGAAGGACAAGGGCGAUCGCCGUGACAACGACCUCUCUGGUACCAUCACUGUUGCGAUAUUGACGAGCUCGAUACUCACCGGUAUCUAAGAUUUGGAGCCGGGAAACAUUUCUGAAGUUCCACAACGCCCGGAAAUGUCUCACAGACAUAUCCAUAGACUGUAAGUAAAAGAUGGAUGCAGCUAACGAAAUGAUAUUUCUCAGCAGCAUGAUCUCAUCUACACAGCCUGAAUUUUUGUAGUCCAUUUUAAGGAUGUUGUAGUCCUUGAAACAGGCAGCAGAGAAAAAUCUAAUUCCUUUGAAUCCUCAUGAAUUCUCCACAUCUUUCCUCCUUUUGCCUCCUUCAUGAAAAAAACCACAGGAUGGAAUUUUUUGAAUCUAACAGAGACCAAAAGUGUUUUUAAAAAGUCCAAAUACCCACUUCAAAAAGUUUCAACUGGAGGCUUCAGAAACCAGACACGGCAAACCAAUGGAUAACAUGGCUGUGGCUGCUGCCAUCUUUCUUAUACAGUCUAUGGAAUAUCCUGAAAACGUCAGUUUGAUUGUAAAAAUUUGUUUACACUUUCACGUUUUCUUUUUCCCCAGAUUUAACUUUCUGUCAGCAGCUUCUCUAUGUCAGUUUUUAUUAGACAGUUUAAUGUUUAUCUUUAAUUUCCACGCGUUCAUUCCUGACGGCCGAGGUGAACUCUGGUCGCGUGCUCUCGCUCGUUAUGAAGCUAAUACUGUUUACGUGUCAUCCUCGCACAGGACUCUGUGUUUGUUAUUCAUGGAAGAAACAUGCCAAAGAUUUUUAAAAUCUGCCACUUCAUUAUUUGUACCAGCAGUCUGUAAAAUAUCCGGACAGCAGACAUGUUCAGACGUGCAUGAGAUUAUCUACCUGCAGCAGGUUUGUGCCGCCUGCUGUCGUCUCUUUGUAAAACUGUCCCAGAGUCACUUUAAUCUUAGUUGAAUAUAAUAAUGAUUUUUUUUUUGUGAUGUUUCAUUAUAGAUUCAAUGUAAUCUCAGUGCUCGCUUCGCACUUCAUUAUAACGCCUCCCUAGUUAUCACGACCCUGAGUUGGAGAGCAAGGUCUCAGCUCAGUAUUUUUAGGGUUUGUUAUUAAAGUGCUCAGUGAGUGUAGAUCACUCGGUAACACUAAAAUGACCACUUUGUCCAUCUUUGACUUGAUGUGUGUAGACCUGUGGAUGAGCUGUGUGCUCACAAACCCGCUGAGACCACUGAGUGAGGGGGCAGCUGCAUUCUUUCUAAUGGCCAGCAGAGGGCAGCCACUCUCCUGUGAGAAUGCAGCCCUGCUUGAGUUCAUGGUGCCAGUUAUUUGUUUAUUUUGUGAUUUACGGCCAGUAUUAGGGGGAAAAGCAGAAUAAACACGGUGUUCAGGUGUGCAGUAGGCUUUCUGAUUACUGCAGAAGUCAGAAUCACAAUUAUUUUAGCCUUUAAUCUCAAUUUUUGAACAUGACUGAAGAUCUGGGCUCCUUUGGUAAACUUUGACCCUGGUCUUUCUACACCAUUUACUCUGGGUGUAAUCCAUAUAGUCAAACUUUCUAUUACUUCUAUUUAUAUUACUCCUUCUGGCCUACAGUCAUCGGGUAGUGUCUGAUACCAACAUUGUCCUACAAGAUGAUUAGUUAUCAACAAACGCGCACUUCUUCAGAUCGAGAUCAUCUUGUGUACUUUUAAAGUUUUUCGCUUUCAACUUUAAAUCAAAUCCAGAUGAACCCAAGUGAAAUGAAAAGGAGGUGAAGGGGGCACAGGGUCAUUUGGCAGGGAAUGAGCUUUUAAGUUAGUGUAAGCUUUUAUGGAGCAUACCACUUUAAAGGAAAGGGGUGUGUUCAAUUUAUAACAGGAUAAAAGGAGAGCUUUGAGUAGAUGAACGGCUCAAUUAUUCUGGUUUCAAGACAGACAAUGAAAUUCAGUUGCAUGUCUGAUAUCCUGUUUCUCACCUCCACAAACGGGGUUCUGUCCAUCUUUGAUUACAGUCGAUCUGUUUCAGUGCUGUUCAGUCUGAUGUAAUCAGGCCUGUAAGAAUCUUUGUUUCUGUCUUAUGUUCAACUCCUGCAGUGUCUGAUGGUCGUUUAAAUAAAGUUUACUUUUAAAAACUU
Molecule: messenger RNA, 3924 nt
Organism: Pundamilia nyererei
Lineage: Eukaryota; Metazoa; Chordata; Actinopteri; Cichliformes; Cichlidae
Gene: capn5a
Product: calpain 5a
Exons: 12
Coding region: 2-1915 (637 amino acids)
Biological process (GO): proteolysis
Cellular component (GO): cytoplasm
Molecular function (GO): calcium-dependent cysteine-type endopeptidase activity
Source: RefSeq, a predicted model, not a curated record